CAGCCUCUCACCAUGCACCCCCAUGCAGCCAAGUCGCUAGUAGGUGCAUGCAGGCGCAUUCAGCCGCCUCGUACUGUAGCCGAGAGACAGCCCUCCGCCAUGCUGAGUUGAAGCUGGAGCUGAUGCCCAUGUCGAUGCCGUUGUCCUGUCUGAGCUAACCGCCAGUAUCCUCCUCAUGGAAGACCAAGCUUACCACUACCAGUCUCUGCCCGGACCGCGCUACAUCCGCCUGCUCGAGCUGCUCCCAGGGCCGCCGGAAGCCCGCAUCUCGGUCGUGCUGCAGGACUGCCUACUGGAUACCGCGCCGGCGUAUGAUGCCAUUUCCUACGUCUGGGGCGACCCGACUGCCCGCGAGGAAAUCAACUGCGGAGACGGCCGUGUGAGCAUCACCCGCAGCCUGCACGACGCCCUGCGCCGCUUCCGCCGAGAGCAAGAGCCCCGCCUGCUGUGGGCAGAUGCCAUAUGCAUCAACCAAGGCGACCUGGCCGAGCGAGCCCAGCAGGUCCAGAUCAUGGACUGCGUGUACAAGAGCGCCAGGGUCUGCCUGAUCUGGCUGGGCCCGUCGGACGAGGACACGGACGUUGCCAUGCAGCUGAUGCGUGAUAUUUCGGCCGAGGUUUGCAAGCGGAAAGGCAUCGCGCCAGAAGACCUCGAGCGCGAGUUUGACGAAAAUGGCCGAGAUAUGCUGCAAGCGAAACAUAUUGGCUUCAACAACCUGCCUCCGCCGAACUCACCGCUGUGGGUCAGUCUCGGCCGGCUAUUCAAGCGAAAGUGGUUCUCUCGGAUGUGGGUCCUCCAAGAGGCACAUUUCGCCAGAGCCGUCAAAGUGUACUGCGGCGCCGCGCAGACGACUUGGGCCCCCGUCCACCAUGCCGCCGACUGGUUCUUGACCAACUCAUACGAUCUCAAUAUCGAAACUUUCUGGUUCGUGCGGAAGAGAGACAGUGACGCCCAAAACCCCAACUACGGCACGGAGGAGCGCUACGGAAACGUCAUAGGCAUGCGCGGCUACCACCUGAACAACCCGCAGCGACUGUCUGUGUUGUCGCUGCUGAGUGAGGGCCACAAUUUCGACGCCACCGACUCCCGCGACAAAAUUUACGCCCUGAUUCACUUUGACGCAUUCCAACACGUGCUGCCCGGCCUGCGCGUCGACUACACGCAGCCCUUCCAGGCGCUGUACAUGGACGUGGCGUUCAAGGCCAUGCAGCGCACGAAGAGCGUGGCGCUGCUCAGCCACACGAGACGCGACCCCGACGACGACGGCGACGACUCCCUCCCCUCGUGGGUCCCCAGCUGGCACAAGAAAAAACGCAAGUCCCACGGCAGCGUCCUCUUCGGCAGCGACCACGACCCCCUCUUCCACGCCAACGGCUCCCGGCCCCUCACUAGCAUCACGCGCCUCGGCCCGGACGGGCGCGGCAUUCGGCUGCAAGGCCUCACGCUCGCGACCGUCGUCGACGUCUGCGACAUUGUCUCCUGGCACAUGGACACGCCGGACCGCCUACGCAAACCCAUCUUCACGCCGCACGCGCCCUGGACCCCCUACGACGUGACGGCGGCCAACGCAGCAUACCCCAGCAAAGAAGACGUCGUCAUGGCCUACGCCCUCACCCUCACGAGCGGCGGCAUCGAGAACCAGGCCGUCCUCGCCCUGCGCUGCCCCGCCUCCGGCAUGGGUCCCCAGAGGGCCGAGUUCGUCGCCUGGCUGCAGCAUCUGCGCGAAGAGCCGGACCCCACGUCCCCGCCGGGGAUGUACUCGGACUCGCGGCCGCGGCUGGACGACGACGUCGAAGAGGCGGCGCGCAUGGAGAUGUGGGUCCGGUACCAGGGUAUGGCAAGGGCGUAUUGCGCUCACCGGUGCUUGUUCCGCACGGAUGGGAGGGCGUGGCUGGGUCUGGGUGCUAAGGGCGUCAGGAGCGGGGAUAGAGUCGUUUUGUUGAGGGGGGGUGCGGCGCCGGUGGUUUUGAGGGAGAGGGUGCGGGAGGGGGUCGGGGAGGGGGAGGAAGGGGUGAGGGAAGGUGGGUACGUGCUUGUGGGGGAUGCGUAUGUGCAUGGGGUUAUGGAUGGAGAGGGGUGGGAGGGGUUUGCUGAGGGGGAUGGAGAGGGCGAGAGGAGGGAGGAGUGCUUUGAUGUGUUUUGAUUUGUUUGCUUGCUUGUUUGUUUGUUUGUUUGACUGUGUAUGAAAGUAUGGGGAUAUAUAUGUAUGCAUAUAUAACGUAUAAAUACUUACUGCCUGGACAGAAGAGACGUAGAUAAUGUUAUGGUGAUAUAGAUUACCUCUCUCAGGGAGGGCCAGCCUCCCUCUGAAGUCCUUGCCAUUUCUCUCGGCAGACGAGCUUG
This is a messenger RNA of Aplosporella prunicola CBS 121167, 2343 nucleotides long. RefSeq lists its product as uncharacterized. Lineage: Eukaryota; Fungi; Ascomycota; Dothideomycetes; Botryosphaeriales; Aplosporellaceae. The transcript has 2 exons. Bases 176 to 2143 code for a protein of 655 amino acids. The record is from RefSeq and is a predicted model, not a curated record.